AUGUCCACAUCUAGCAAGUCCAAGUCGGUGUUUCUCAUCGGACCAGGCCUGGUCGGACGCGAGAUCCUCGACCUCCUCCUCGCGGAGCAGUACUCGGUGACGACGCUUGUGCGGCGGGAGUCAUACGCGGCGGAGAUCCGAGAGAGCGCGGCGGCGGCCGGGGCGCAGGUGCAGACGGUGGUGGCAAGCCUGGACGACAGCUCGACGAUCCAGGCGCAGACGGUGGUGCACGACGUGGUCAUCCACACGGCGACGGCCGACCACCUGGCGUCGGUGGAGGCGGUGAUAGCCGGGGUGGAAGCGCGCGCCCGGCUCGGCAAGCAGACCAUCUUCAUCCACACCAGCGGCACCAGCCUGCUCAGCGACGACUCGCGCGGCGAGUACCGCGGCGACCGGAUCUUCGACGACGCCCGGCCCCAAGACAUCGACGCCCUGCCGGACACGGCGGCGCACCGCGAGAUCGACCUGGCCAUCGUGCGCGCCCGGGACCGGCUCGCCAGCGCCGGUGCUCGUGCGAAACUCGCCAUCGUCAUCCCGCCGCUCAUCUACGGCCUCAACCCCAAGUACGGCCGCCUGUCCAUCCAGCUGCCGACCUUGACGCGCUUCGCCCUCAAACACGGCUACGCCGGCCACGUCGGCAAGGGCGCCUCCGUGUGGAGUGACAUCCACGUCUUCGACCUGGCCAGAGCCUACGUCGUGCUGCUGCACUGGCUGGAGCGCGACGACUCCGACGCUGCCGACGACCUGCGAGCAAACCCCUACUUCUUCUGCGAGUCUGGUCACGACUUCUCCUGGGCCGACGCCGCCGCCGUCAUUGGCAAGGAGCUGCACAACGCAGGCCGCAUCCCGUCGCCCGUCCCGACACCCAUCCCGGUCCAGAACUACGACGAUCUGUUCGGCCACUUUACCCCCUGGGUUGUCGGCUCCAACUCCAGGAGUCGCGCUACCAGGUUGCGCUCCUUGGGCUGGGAGCCCAGGGAAAAGUCUCUCUUUGACUCUCUGACCCAGGAUGAGAUUCCGCUCAUCUUGCAGGAGAACCUGGAUACCUUUCAUGGCUACGCCGGCGUCGCCGUCUCUGGCGUCAUGCCGCCUUAG
This is a messenger RNA of Capronia epimyces CBS 606.96, 1095 nucleotides long. RefSeq lists its product as uncharacterized. NCBI's taxonomy places the organism in Eukaryota, Fungi, Ascomycota, Eurotiomycetes, Chaetothyriales, Herpotrichiellaceae. The record is from RefSeq and is a predicted model, not a curated record. Bases 1 to 1095 code for a protein of 364 amino acids. The transcript has a single exon.